Rhizoctonia solani is the source of this 3711-nucleotide messenger RNA. RefSeq names its product Vigilin 1. Gene Ontology annotation, biological process: nuclear division. The record is from RefSeq and is a predicted model, not a curated record. The transcript has 12 exons. Gene Ontology annotation, molecular function: mRNA binding. Bases 1 to 3711 code for a protein of 1236 amino acids. Gene Ontology annotation, cellular component: cytoplasm; nucleus. NCBI's taxonomy places the organism in Eukaryota, Fungi, Basidiomycota, Agaricomycetes, Cantharellales, Ceratobasidiaceae.
AUGGCAGAAUCGGCAGCUCAAGCUCUCCAGCGUCGUCACGACGAGCUCGAGGGUGCUCCGGAUCCAUUCCCACCGAUGUCUGGUCAGAAUGGCAACACGCGUCGUGCUCCCAAGAAAAACACGCCUCUGGACACCGGUGAUGAAGAGGCGUUCCCUUCGCUCGCGUCUGCCGCACCUGCAAAGCCCACUGUCGCCUCUGCCUGGAGUGCUGCUCCUCGUAUUCGCCAGGUUGCUCCUCGUGUCGUCGCACCAGUCUUUUCCGAUUCCUUCGUCCUUGAAAACAUCGAUCUAUCUACGGCUGGAAAGGACGGAAAGUCUACCACCCUCACCGAUGUCCUUAAACGCGUCAUGCAACAGCACAAGAACGUCAAACUCGAAGCCAGCACCCAACGCAAGGACGGCCGAGCCAAGACUUCGUUCGUGAUCAAGGCCGAUUCAGAGGCAGACCUCGAGGCAGCGAAACGCAAGCUUACUGCCGCGUUGAGCCCAAUCGUUACUCGCGUUGUCCAAUCUCCCAUUUCCGCCAUCGGUAGUAUUGUUGGUCAAAAAGGCGCUAAUCUGAAUCAGCUACGAGCCAAAUACGACGUCCGCGUUGACAUUCCUCGCAGGGAUACCAAUCUUGCUCCACCUGCUGGCGCGUCUGGUGCUGCGUCUCCCAUACCCGCCGACGAUGAUGAGGAGCCAACUCAACCAAUCAGUGUCACUGGCCCCUUGAGCUCUGUUGUCGCCGCUAUUGCCGAACUUGAAGCUAUUAUUUCUACCAAAACUGCGCAUAUCACCCAGCGUGUCCGUGAUAUCCCACCCAAGAUUUUCCUAUUCAUUGAAGGUCGCAUAUCCGAGUACGAGAAUGUGGCCAAUUCUGACGGGUCGAGUGUCCUGGUUAACACAACCGUCGAGUCGCGCGAGGUUAGCGUCACGGGCGAUCGCCCGUCGGUCGUCAAAGUCGUCGAAAAAAUCAAGGAAGACAUCGCAGAACUCGAGAACUCGCUUACCUCGAUUUCGAAGCGUGUGCCAAAACCCAAGCAGCGCUUGCUACAAGGCGAUUUUAUACAGACGCUCAUGACGACGACCAAAUGUGCUAUUGAACUUCCUGAUGACCCCGAAAACGAGCAUAUUACCAUCUGGGGCCUUGAAGAUGACCUUCCCAAUGGAUUAAAGGCCAUUAAUGACCAAGGGGGCUCUAAACACACAGAGACUGUCACGAUCCCUACACCUUCUGGUGCUAUUUGCGAAUAUCUCAUCACCACCGCGUACUUUGGAUCUAUUUGGGGACCUAAAUUCCCAGGCGUCGAGGCAUAUCCUGUUCCUCGAGGAAAAGGGCAUGUCAUUGAUUUUGUGGGAGAAAAGAAUGCUGUAGCUCCCGUGGUGAAGGAUUUAAACAAGCUAUUCCAGGAACUUGCUAGUUCCGUUCGUCAGGUUGGGAUAGACUGGCUACUUCACAAGCCCCUUGCUGGCAAGAUUGAGCAUUUCAAGACCGCAAAUCACACCGAGAUUCAUUUCCCUGAAGAAAGUGAAGAAAAAUCAACCGUGCUCCUUGUUUACGAUCUCGGAAAGAAUUCCUCCAAGAAUGAGAAGAAAAAGCACCUCGACGAAGUUGAGCGUGAGCUCAAGAAACUCGUAACUGAGACGGGCAACAUUCGCUCCGAGGAGAUCACCGUAGAUAAGAAAUGGCACCAGGCCAUCAUUGGCAAGAAUGAAUCCAACUUGAACGCCAUUAUUGGCGAAGACAAGACACUCUCGAUCAAAUUCGGUUCCCAGGCCAAGGCGAACGGUGACAAUAGCUUACCCGAAGACACGAUUCUGGUUCGUGGUCCUGGUAGCGAUGUUACUCGUGCCGUAGAAGCGAUCAAGCAGCUCGCUGAAAAGGCGAAAAACGACGAGAUUGAGAGUAGCUACGUCACGGAGUUUGACAUCCCGCGGGAAUAUGCUAGGCAUGUCGUUGGCUCCGGUGGUUCUGGUAUCAACAGGCUUCGAGAACAACUCGAUGUUAAAGUCGACCUGAAUGACGAUGAAGAAAAGGAAGUGGAGGGAAAGAAGAAGACCAAGAAGCCGACAGCCAAAACCCAUGUCAAAAUUACUGGUAGGAAGGCAAACGCCGAUGAGGCCAAGAAACGCAUACUUGCUCAGGUCGAGAGACUGGAGGACGAAACGACAGAGAUCCUCAAGAUUCCGAACAAGUAUCAUUCUGGACUUAUUGGUAGUGCUGGAAAAUACGUCAGUCGUCUGGAAGACAAGUAUGGUGUCAAGAUCAACUUUGGAGGCGAUCGCGAAGACUCUCGUGCUCGUGGUCAGGCCGGAACCCUGGGUCCAGAUGAAGUCAUGGUUAAAGGCGGAAAGAAGGGUGUAGCGAGUGCGAAGAGCGAACUCCUCGAGGCUUACGACUACGAGAAGGAGACCAACCAAACUGUCGAGUUCACCGUCCCUACCCGUGCUGUUGCUCGCAUCCUUGGCCGUGGCGGUUCGCAGAUCAAUGAAAUCAAAGAGGACACCAACACCCAAAUCGACGUUGAAAAAGCCGAUGCAAGCGAUCCUAAAGCGGAGACGUUAAUCACUGUACGAGGCACUAAAUCCGGCAUCGCUGAGGCCAAGAAGCGGAUUUUAGCGAUCUCGAACGAGGUCGGUGAGGAAACCACUGUUGUUAUCAACAUUGAAAACAAGUUCCACCGCGGUUUGAUUGGUGCCGGAGGUCAAGGCCUGAAAGAUCUUAUCGCCAAAGUUGGUGGACCGAGCGACUCGAAGGCACAGGCUGGUCUUAUUCAUUUCCCUCGGAAUGGAGAACCUGAUGACGAAGUCACCCUACGUGGUGAACCUGCUCUAGUCAAGAAGCUUCAAAAGGAGCUGGACAAAAUUGUCGCUGAGCUCCGGGAUCGUGUCGUGCUUGGUGUUGAUAUUCCUGCCCAGCACCAUCGUGUGCUGAUAGGACGCGGUGGUCAGCAUCUCAACGAGCUGCAAGAUCGUCACCAUGUAACUGUCCAAUUCCCUGGAAGUCGAUCUUACUACCAGAUCGGAGAGCCUGAGAACGUAGACGAACUUGCAAACGCGCCUCCAGAGAACAUCGUCAGGGUCUCAGGUUCCCGUAGUGCUUGUGAAAAGGCGAUCAAGGAGAUGAGCGACCGACCGGCACCUCAGGAGCAGGUUUCCACCACAAUCACGGUUCCUCUACGCUACGUGCACUCGAUCAGCCAACAGGGCACCUUUUUCCGUUCUCUGCGACAGGUUGGUGUACAAGUUGACCAAUCUCAGCAACCAAGCAAAGCUGCGUCAACCCCUCGCCCGCCACCUCCUUCGGGCGGCGCUACUCGAAUUGACGAGGAACCUGCGGAGGAGGCUGUACAAUGGCAGGUCGUUGAGAACCACCAAGAUGGAGAGGAAGGUGACUCUGAGUGGACUCUGCGCGGUCGGGACCAGGCGGCACUUGACAAAGCGCAGGCGAUGAUUGAAGAGGCCAUUGCCCAGGCUCAAAGUGCUUCGCACGUUGGGUUCCUCACUCUUUCUGAUCGAUCCGCUUUCCCUCGUAUUGUUGGGACCAAGGGAGCCAAUGUGUCUCGUCUUCGCAACGAAACUGGUGCUGAGAUCACCGUAGGUCGAGAGGACAAUACGAUUGUGAUCAUAGGAUCAGAAAGUGUAAUUGAACACGCCAAAUCCAAGAUUCUGGACAUUGUGAACAACUCCGCUCGUCCGCGAGGCGGUCGUUCUCGAGACGAGGACUAA